Larimichthys crocea (large yellow croaker) is the source of this 3615-nucleotide messenger RNA. It is a transcript of the gene lamp2, whose product is annotated as lysosomal-associated membrane protein 2. Gene Ontology annotation, cellular component: lysosomal membrane; plasma membrane; late endosome membrane. NCBI's taxonomy places the organism in Eukaryota, Metazoa, Chordata, Actinopteri, Sciaenidae. The transcript has 9 exons. The coding region runs from base 146 to 1393 and encodes 415 amino acids. Gene Ontology annotation, biological process: establishment of protein localization to organelle. The record is from RefSeq and is a predicted model, not a curated record.
CUGUCAUAUGACUUCCAUUUCCUGGUACAGUCGGCGGAGCAGCAGCAUCCCAAACACCGCUAACUGAGCGUCCUUGUCGGGGGUGUUUUGCUUUUUUUUAACGCCUUCUCUCCGGUGGCUGACACUCCAAAACUACUCUGCGAUCAUGCACCGAUAUGCUGCAUUUGUUCUCGCCCUCGCCUUUGUGGCUGUGCUCCAGCAGUCGCAUGGCACUGAGGUGAACGUCACGGACAGCAAGGGAAAGCUGUGCCUCUAUGCCAAUCUGAUGGUCAACUUUUCAGUCACGUAUGAAAUCACUGGCAAUAAGAAUUCAACAGUUGAGUUUCAACUUCCCGCUGAAGUCAAAUCAAAUACAAGUGAGUGCGGUGCCACAAGCGCGAUGCUGAAGCUUGAUUUUGGAGAAGGACACUCCUGGAGCAUGAACUUCACUGUCAGUGGAGAAGCGUACCAAGCAGAUGUCAUCGCCUUUUCCUACAACCUCGGCGACAAGACCACUUUCCCUAAUUCUGCAUCAAAUGCAACCUCAACUGUUUCCAUGAAGCCACACAUUACUGGCGUAACCAUGGACACGUGCUACUCAUGCAAGAGUAACGUCAUGUUCGAAUCGAAUUCGGUCAAUCAGACACUGUGGAACGUGCUCAUCCAGGCUUUUGUCAGUAACGGCAGCAAGAGCGACCGUAUCACCUCUUGUUCUGCCGAUGUACCCACAACCACCGUUACCCCGACCACUCAUGCACCCAGUACCACCACUGCAGCUCCUGUCACAAAUGCUACUACCACUGCCCCUCCUACCACCACCCCGACCCCUACCCUCCCCACACCCUCCGUUGGGAACUACACCAUCAAGAAUAAUGAAACAGUCUGUCUGUUAGCCAGCUUUGGCCUGCGGAUUGGUGUCAAGCAAGGAGACAAAUACGAGGAGAUGAACUUCGAAACUAACGGGACCACAGCUAAUGGAUCAUGUGGAGUCGACUCCAGUGAGCUGGAGUUGACUUCUUCCACAGUGGUCAUGAUGUUCAAGUUCACCAAUGAUUCAAAGAAAUUCCGCCUGCAUGCUCUGAACAUCAGCGGAACGACAAGCUCUGGCGUGUUUGUUGGGGGGAACACCAACCUGACCCUGUGGGAGGCGUCUGUCGGCAGCUCCUACAUGUGUAACAAGGAGCAGAACUACACCAUCAGCAGCACGCUCACCCUCUUCACCUUCGACCUUCAAGUGCAGCCCUUUGGAGUCAAGAAAGGUGUUUUCAGUACAGCCUAUGAAUGUUCAAUGGAUGACACCAGCAUCUUAAUCCCAAUCAUUGUUGGCGCUGCUCUGGCUGGCUUGAUUCUCAUUGUAGUGGUCGCUUACGUGAUUGGUCGAAGAAAGACUUAUGUUGGAUAUCAGACCCUUUAAAUCCAGUCCUGAAAUAUAACAGGGUUCCCAAGCGUGGUCCUUGGGUUUCAUGUUCAUGUUCAAUUGGAGAAAAUAAAAAUUUAAAAUAAACUGAAGUCUCUUCAGAGUUGGUCGCAACGGGUUUUACAAUCUGUUGCAUCAAGGUUCUUUAAUGAGUAAAAUCCAUGUAAAUUUGGUUUGGCGUUUUUCUCAAGGACCAAACUUGUCUACCCUCCCAAUGUUUGUGUUUCUUUUUUGUUGUUGUUGUUGUUCCUUUUAAGUUUUUUUUUAAAGAGCAAGUGCAGGAGCCACUUUUUUCCUUUAAUUUAAAUUAAUAACAGUCACAUAAAAGGUGACAUUCAAUUCAUAAAAGCCCCGUGGACAUAAAUUUCUCACCCAUGACGUGACAGCUAUGGUUUGUUGAAGCGGCAGGAUCCUGCACUUGCUCUGCAGACAUUCCCCUUUUUUUGUUUUCUUAUUUCUCAUUCUCAUUGUUUAAUCUUUGUGCACAUUUUAGUUUUUACCCCCUCUUUUAUGGUUUGACUUUUCAUCCCCGUAAUUAUUCACACUGAGACGUAAAAACGUCUAUUUUCACGACAUCGUCACAAACCAACCGAUGUUCAAUCAGCUUUCUUUCUUUGAUAUUCAUUAACAAGGAUGAAGGUCUUCUCCAUUUGGAAAUAUGCUUUAGCCCAUGUUUCCUCCUGUAGAGCAGGAGAAACAUUGGAAUUAUUGUCCUGAUAAAGUGUUUAAUUGUUUGUUUAAUUAAAAGACAUUUUUCAUGGAGGACAUUUAUCGAGCAGUGAAAGUCCAGGUGGAACUGACGACAUUAACGAUGGCGUUUAAAGCGACGCUCCUGAAACUGAAAAAACAACGCGAGAAGAAGCCAUCGUUAGUGUUUUUAGCCACACGUGCCUUUCCUGCUGCACCAUGUCAAAAUGUCCGCCGUUUAAAAGGCCUCUUACGUUUGCACAUGCUCCAGCCAGAGAAUGAACCUGAAAAGAAAAAAGGUCAAUUGUUUUAUUUUGUUUUCUCACUUAAUACAUAAUGGCAUUAGGUUUAGAAAAGGGAGAGUUUGGUUGUGUAGAUAUUCACAUUCAGCACAGACAAACGAGGACAUACAUACAUACAUACAAAUGCACUAAGGCGCUCUUUAUGUUCUUGCGUUACGUUAAGACUGUCGUCACAUUAUCUCACCUGUGUAAAGGCCCAGGCUUUGGCCUGACCGCUGAGGUCUGCAGCUGCAUCGAGGGGGGUGGGGGUGGGGGGGUUAAAGCUCCUGAAACUUUCAAAGUAGUAUUUCUCCGCGACACUGAAUAUUUAUAACUGAGCGAGCAACAAUCAAAGUUAAAGUUCGGGAAAGAGUUUCACACAAGAAUAGUUUCAGAGUUCGAUAUGAUGUUUGACCGUUAGCUUGGCACCAAGAGGGGAAACGGUUCAAAGCUCUUGAAAGGCUCUUUCCGAAAGAAAUCUGCCUUUUUUUGUUUCUGUUUUCAGUCUUUAUGCUAAGCUAAGCUAACUGCAGCUGGAUGGAGCUUCAUAUUUAUCGUACAGAGCAGAAAAAGGGUAUCUCGCAACUUAUUAAUUUGUAAGUCAUUUGACCCUCCGGGUGUCAUCUGUCCUCAGAUUUCGAUUCACACGGAGCUAAAUCCAAGUAUUCUCACGUGAAAUAGACAAACUUCAUCGCUCGCUGUGAAAAGUUUUCAGGAGCUUGUAAGUCAGGGAUUAGUGCAGGUCGCAGUGAUGCAGCGUCAGGGAUGGAGUCAAACCUCAGAAUGUGUAUUUCUAUGAUUAAAAAAAGCCAAUGUGACUCAUGGUCGUAGCUGUGUUAUUGUUGCUUAAUUCUAGCAGAGCGUUGUGUACCGCUCAUCUUGUUCCAGCUCUUCAGGAGCUGGAGCGACGCAGGCAGUAGACAACACUUGAUAUGAGAAUGAUUAAAUAUGUUUUCAAGUUGCUUAUAAAAAUGUGCUUUUCCCAGGACGUUGUACAUGUGUAUGAAGAAGAGCUAUAAAUCAAUACUGCCUUUGAUUUCUUUGCAUGUGAUUGUUGUGUGUAUUUCAGCUUUGUACCAACUUGCCUUAAUUAUAAACAUGGUUUUGCAGCACUGAUAUAUAUAUAUAGUGUUUUCAAUUAAUCAUCUCGCACAUUCAUCAUCAGAGACAACUGUGCGUUGUUCAAUGUAACUUUUUUGUACAUUCAAUAAUUCACUACUAAUAUUAAAAAUAACCUUUUCGUGGUUGUAA